UCAUGAAGUGGGUAAGAGGUCCGGGAUCAGGGCAGGGGUGCUGGGUAAACAAAGGAGCUGUGGCAGAACUUGAGGAAUCCAGGCAGGGGGCUGAACAGACACAGGAACUGCGCAAGCCCUCUAUUACAGAAGGCUUCAGGACAUUUUGUAAGAAAGACAUUUUUUUCCUUCAAAUACUGAAUGAAAUAGAUGGAAGAGAACAAAGAAGACAUAUUACACUUGCUGCAGAAGGCUUAAAAAUUGAACAACAGUCUGCGGAAUUAAUAUCUAUUCAAUUUGCGAUGUUCAACCACAUCCCGGAAAGCAGAGCCUCAAUACGCGUAGCAGUUGUUUGGGUGGAAGACAACUUCAUAACAAGAGCCCCUUUCCCACCUUUUAUUGCUGAGUGUGACAUCAUAUGGUAUGGAAUAUCCCUUUGGUUGGUUUAUGUCAGCUGCCCUUCUGAUGUGCUCUCCUCACUUCUUGCCAACCGUCAGCCAGGCUUUGCAGGGUUUGGAGGCAGUCUUGAUGCUGUGCCAGCACUGCUCAGCAAUUUGUGUGAUACCAAAGCUGUUCUAGCCACAAGUGCAGAGCACAACAUAUGCUGCAGAGAAAGUCCUAGCAGCAUCCAAUAUAUGGACUGCUGCAGGGAAAGUCCCAGCUCCAUCCCAGACAGACCCAGUACAGUAUGUGAGCAAUCUGACGACCAAAGUAGAAAACAAAUACUUGUGCUGAAGUACUUAGGAGCCAUGGGAAAAUAUGUAAAUAGCAACCCAAGUAACAGAAUUUGUAAGAUGAAGAACAAAUAACAAGAUAAACAUGAAGGACCACAAUUUGGUGAGCCUAAAACACAAGAAGGAUGAAUGGAAAAAAAAAAAAAAAAAAAGGUAUGCAUCAUGAGAAUAGAUGGCAUCUCCCUUUCAGGAGAGGUGCAAGUAGAAUAAAAUACCAGAUGAGAAACUGAAGAAAAGAAAAAAAGGAAAAAAAAAAAAAAAAAAAGCUGCUUCAGAUCGGACUUGUCAUGUGAAAGAGCUCUCUGGCUUGAGCACCCUGCCUUCAGUGACUGUGGACCACCAAGGACUCUAGCCAUAAAGGCUAAAUGUAUGGCAUCAGAUCCAUGGCAUUGCAUGCGCACAGCUAAUACAGGGUAUGAGUGCUAAGGACAAGCAGUUUUGUACACAUAGUUAUAGUCUCAACAUGUAAGAAAUUAUCAUUAGCACAAUGUGUGCUGUUGUCAAAAAUUAGUCAUUUUUUUAAAAAAUUUAUAAUUGGUCUGACUUGUUAGUCUUGGGAAUCAGACAUUCCCAUCACAGUAAUCUCUAAUUCCCUUAUGGUAUGCAUAUAUAUGUGUAUAUAGAAUCAUGGAAUCAUAAAAUAUCCCAAGUUGGAAGGGAUCCACAGGGAUUAGCAAAUCCAACUCCUGACUCCACACAGGACUACCUGAAUAUUAAACCAUAUGUCUGAGAGCAUUGUCCAAACACUUCUUGAACUCUGGGAGGCUUGGUGCUGUGACCACUUUCCCGGGGAGCCUGUUCCAGUGCCCAACCAGCCUCUUAGUGAAGAGUCUUUUUCUAAUUAUUAAUAGUAUUAGUAGUAUUGUAGUAUUUGUAUAGAUACACAGAUAUAUCCAUAUAGAUAUAUAGAUAUUCUGUUGAAAGAAGACAAAGGUGGUGCUAAUUAGGAGGACAGAACUGUGCCUGCGGUAAGGGAAAGAGCUGAUAUUAAAACUUAAUGACAUAUGUAACUUUAUAUAAUACCCAUGCUAGAAUCAGAAGUAGAAAGAAAUCAUCAUACAGAAACUAAAGAUUCUUGUGUAGAUAGGAUUUAAGGGAAAUGCUAGGGUAAGAGAACAGCUUCUAAUAAAGAGAACAUUUCUGUUGUUCAAUGCUGAAAAGAAGAAUGGAAUGGGAGGGAGAAGGGUGCAAAUGCAGAAGAGGAAAGGGGGAUGGUGAAAAAGAUAUGAAGAAAUACUCAAAGGUCUGCUUGUACAGGAGUGGUAUGGUAGGACAGUUUCUCACAUAGAUGAGUAGUGUGUCACAUAAAGGAAUUGCAAAAGUAUUUAAAGAGAGAGAUUUGGUGAAUGCAUAUGCUUCAUGGAAAAGAAUGAACAGUACAAUAGUACAAUUAUGAUUUCAAUCCUAAAUAACAAUGCUGUUUCCACAAAUGAUUCUUUACUAUCUUUCUUCCCUGUUAUAUCAGACUUCCAGUGUCUCUCAUACUAAACCUUACAAGGAAAUGACUAUGGCUAAGAAGUCUAACAACUAAAAGGAGAGGCUACUUAAUGUCUAUUUUACAGGGAUAAUGCUGAGGGUAUUUACUGAAAUAAGUUUCACAUAUAUCCCUUACUUAAACUAGAUAAUGAGAUGUUCAGUCUAGAAAUAAUGACAAGACAAGCAUAGUAACUGUUUAAGUAGUUUCCAAAACCUGUUGGGCUGUGGGGGAAACAUGAG
Molecule: messenger RNA, 2429 nt
Organism: Cygnus atratus (black swan)
Lineage: Eukaryota; Metazoa; Chordata; Aves; Anseriformes; Anatidae
Exons: 3
Coding region: 3-788 (261 amino acids)
Source: RefSeq, a predicted model, not a curated record